Molecule: messenger RNA, 1612 nt
Organism: Chrysemys picta bellii (western painted turtle)
Lineage: Eukaryota; Metazoa; Chordata; Testudines; Emydidae
Gene: THUMPD1
Product: THUMP domain containing 1
Biological process (GO): tRNA modification
Molecular function (GO): RNA binding
Source: RefSeq, a predicted model, not a curated record
AUGGCGUCAUCGCCUCGCGCCGCACGUCGGCGAGGUAACGCGUGGUUUUGGCGCCCGCGUGGAGUCGGGACUCGUGGCUCAGCUGUCUCCAUGGCCGCCUCGGAGCAGCCGACUGCGGCGAUGAAGCGGCGGCACAAGGCGCAGUACGUGCCGGGGCAGCAGGCCAAGCGGCCCCGGGGCGGCGGCGGGCCGCGGCAGCUGGAGCUCGGCAUGCAGGGCAUCCUCAUCACCUGCAACAUGAACGAGCGCAAGUGCGUGGGGGAGGCCUACAGCCUGCUCAACGAGUACGGGGACCUGCUCUACGGGCCCGAGAAGUUUACAGAUCAAGAUGGCAGGUUGUCAGGAAGUGAAGAGGAGGAAGAUGAUGUUGAAGCUGCCUUAAAGAAAGAAGUUGAUCAGAUUCGCACUUCGACUGAACAGAAGCUGAGAAGAUUCCAGUCAGUGGAGAGUGGAGCUAACAAUGUGGUCUUUAUUAGAACGCUGGGUGUAGAACCCGAGAAACUCGUGCAUCAUAUAUUAAAGGACUUGCACACUACUAAAAAGAAGAAAACAAGAGUUAUUCUGCGCAUGUUGCCCAUUUCUGGAACCUGCAAGGCUUUUGUGGAAGAUAUGAAAAAGUAUUCAGAGACCUUCUUUGAGCCUUGGUUUAAAGCCCCUAAUAAGGGUACUUUUCAGAUUGUUUACAAAGCUCGUAAUAACAGUCACAUGAGUAGAGAAGAAGUAAUCAAAGAAUUGGCAGGAAUAGUGGGCAGCCUAAAUCCAGAAAACAAAGUGGAUCUUAAUAACCCCCAGUAUACCAUUGUGGUAGAAAUAAUAAAAAACGUCUGUUGCUUGAGCGUGGUGAAGGACUAUGUUUUAUUCAGAAAAUAUAAUCUACAAGAGGUGGUGAAGAGCAACAAGGAGGAACCAGUGCAGCAAAACCUGUUGAGUGCUUCACAAGAGGAGACGUUGAAAGAAAUAAAACUGGCAGAAGAGGACUCUAAAGAAGUGAAACCAGAAGACAAAGAUCAGAGUGAAGAGGAAUCUAAGCCCAAUGAGAGCGACAGUCAGCAGGCAUAGAGAAUGUGCUGGAAGGGGAAGACCAACACUAAAGAUCACUGUAAAAUAGACUGGCUUAGAGUUUUGAAAUGGACAUUUAAAGGGGAGCUUAAUUUUUUAUUUUAAAUUUGCUUUUUAAAAUAACCAAGUAUUUAAAAAAAAAAGUCAUGCUCCAUCCUGUCUUUGCUAUUGGAGCCAAUGUUGCAGCACACAGUGUCAGAGAAUGGUGAUAUUUAUCACUUAAACUCUUCAGCCUGAUUCUCCAAUGCCUUCCAUCUUGUGUGGUCAUAUAUCUGUGCAAUGUGUAUGUAAAUUGUUACCAGUCUGAUCUAGUAGCAUUUUACACCCACUUACCACAUGUAAAUAACUACCAUGGGGUGCCGGGCUGACUCAACCCCUUUGCCUCUAGACAUUCUGAGAAGCCAGUGGCAGAGGCAGGAUUGAGAGGUCUGGAAAAGGACAGGAUUUUGCAAGGGGAUUUAUUUGAAAAUACAGUGCCAUUUUGUUUUGGUGACGUGACAUGACUUUGCAUACUAUGUAAACCUUGUCUUAUUAAAUACAGAAUGAGCCAAAA